AUGGAAAAUCGAUACGCGCCGCCGAUUUGCCGGUGCGGCUGCCACGCACCAUCGCUGAGAACGAAGAGGCCGGCGACGUUCGAGCCGCCGUGCGAGCCGUGCUGCUGUUGCCAUUACAAUCCCUUUGAGGACAACUCGAAGGAAUGGGCGGUGUACGAUCUGCCGUUCGCCCUGCGAAAGCUCACGGUAAUGAAGUGUCAGAUGAAGAAGUGGCGGAUGGAGCGGCUGCAGCUCGAGAGCGAAAAUAGGUCUCUGAAACAAGCCCUGCAAUCGUUCGUUUCGACGGAAUACUUCAGGCGGACGAAUAAUCUUCACGCAGGUGUGAAGCCUAAUGAGAUAUUGACGCCCGAUCCCUUGCACGUGCAUUACCGCGAGGAGAACGAGAGGCUGAAGAAUGCAAAUGAGGAACUGACAGAAAAAGUUCGCGACUUCGAGGAGACCAUCGCCGAACGAGAUUGCUGCGACGAUCCAUGCGGGGAAGUUAAAUACGCGAGGGAGAAAAUAGCGGCAUUGAGAGAACGUUUCGCCGCCGAGAAAAAACAAAUGCGAGACGAGAUCUCGUGCCUGAGGCUGAAACUGGCGGAGGUCGAAGAAGAUACCUCCUGCGCGGCAUUAAACCGUUUGAGAGCGAAGCUUCGUGAGUUAAUGAAAGAUGGUCAGAAGACCGCCGAUCAACAGGUGCCGGUCUCAAGGAGUCGCGAGGAUCUACUACGGGCCGCUCUAACCCGAAUUCGUCGUAAGUUGAAGGUCGCUACCGUGCCGGUGUUAGAUGAAGACGAGCUCGACAGGUCGACGUUGCUGAAUCGGCUUCAGCACUGCGAAGCGCUAGUGGCUGAACUGACGGCACAAUUGAACGAGAAGACGGCUCAGGUGGAGGUCCUGCGAAACGAGCUAGAAGAACGGAAACGCGCGAUUCCGGUGUGGAAGUCAGACCUGGAUCGAAUGGCUGUCAGCCACGAAGUUCACGAAGUUCAUGACGAUAAGGUUGCAGCAGAACUGGAGCCGGAAACAACAACGCCUCUCGACGAACUGGAGCUGGAGAGAACGACGCUCCUCGACGAGCUGGAGCCGGAGAGAACGACGCUCCUCGACGAGCUGGAGCCGGAGAAAACGACGCUUCUCGACGAACCGGAGCCGGAAAGAGAGACGCUUCUCGACGAACUGGAGCCGGAAAGAGAGACGCUUCUCGACGACCUGGAGCCGGAGAAAGCGACGCUUCUGGGUGAGCUGGAGAAGAUGCGGGAUGUGGUGUCCGAGAGGAACGAUCAGAUCGUCGCCUUGUUGGAGCUGAAGGAGACGGUCGAGAAGGAGUGUGCCGAGAAAUUGGCAGCCGCACAGGCCAAGCUCGAGGCGUUCUCCGCGCAGGAGACGAUCCUCGGGAACGAGGUGGAGCAGCUGAAGGCGCGCGCGGAGCGUUUGGAGCGUCAGCUCGCCGACAGCGGCGAUGAAGCAGCCGAGCUGCGAAAACGGUGCGCCGACUAUGAUGAAUUAUUGAGCAGAGUGCAAGAGUUGGAGGAGAAUUCGGCAGCGCUACUCGGAGGCGAACUGGACGAUGCGCGGAACGCCGAGAGAAACGCGCGGAACAAUCUCGAGGACUGCAAAGCGGAAUUGAGCAAAGUGCAAAGUGACAGGGCGAAUCUCCGAGAUACGAUGGACCGCCUGCAGCUUGAAUACGAGGAAUUAAAAGACACCCUCGAAGAUCUCAGGUCGGAACUCGAGAGCUCGGAGGAACGGAACGAGGGAUUAAUGUUGAAGAAUAAGCGCGCAGCUUCGGACUACGCCGCCUUGUCCGCAGAAUUGGACAGAUUGCGGGAAGACAAGCGGGGAAUGAUCGAGCGGUUGGCCGAAUUAGACCGCAGCAAGAGUGAGAACGAGACUCUGCGAGAGGAGAUGGAUAAGCUGCGGCGCGAAGAGACGUCGUUGAAAGAACGCCUCGAAACAACGGUAUCCGAGCGCGACCGGCUAAGUGCCGAGAAUGCGUCAUUAGACGAGGAAGCUGGGAAAACACGCGGGGAAGUGAAGAGGGCGCAGGAGGAAAAUAACGAGUUGAAGAACGAGAUCGAUAAGUUGAACGUUCAGCUACGUCUCUUGGAAGAAAAAUUUCAAGUGGCGCAAAAAGAGCUGGGGGGCACGAGAGACGAUUUGCAUAGUCUCGAGGCUGAGAAUGAAUUCUUGAGGAAGGCAUUGGAAAAUGCUAAAACGGAAGCUAACGAACUUAAGGAAGAAAAUGUUGCCUUGAAAAACAAUCUUGAUAACGUGAUUACGGAAUUGAAGUCUGCGAGGAGCGAGUAUAAUGACAUUAAAGCAAAGGGAGAUGAUUUAUUAUCUGAAAACGGUUAUUUAAGAGAGGAGUUGGAGAAGCGAGCGGAGGAGACGAGUCGGUUAAAGCGCGAAGCGGCGGCAUUAAAGAAUGAUCUCGAUAGACUAUGGGCAGAGAUGGAAAGGUUGAAGGACGAAAGUGCUGUUGUUACGAGUGCUCUUAAAGACGAUUUGUCUAGGACAAAUGUAGCGUUAGAUGACGCGAGGAUACAAUUGGAAAAGUUCAAAGCCGAGAAUAAAGCUCUCGCGGGAGAAUUGGAGAAGGCUAAUGUAAAUAGCGGCAAGUUAUCCGCGGACUUCGAUGCUCUGCAAAGCGAAAUGGCGAAGUUGAAGUCGGAGAACAGCAAGUUGCUACAAGAGGCGGCCGAUGGGCAAGAGGAAGCAACAAGAUUAUUGUUCGAAAUAACGACUCUGAAGGGAAAAGUCAAUAAUAUGAGGGAGGACCUGACGAGAGCAAACAACGAGGUUGCAGAUUCGCGGAAAGAAAUAGCCAAGUUAAGUAAUGAACUGGAGGAGGCGAGAGUUACGAACGAGAGGCUGAGGGAGGACGUUCGCCGAACAGAAAUAGAAAACGCAGCCGUCAGGAUCGAGACGGAUAGUUGCAGAGACGAGAAUGAUAAGCUGAGAGCAGAUAUAAGCGAAUUGGAGAAACAGAUGGACUUAUCGGCCAACGAAGCGAAUAAAUUGAGAACACAACUCAGUGACGUCGAGAAUCAGCUUAAGUUUCUCGAGCCUCGGAUGACUAAUUUAGAGAUCGAUAGAAACAAGCUGCAGAACGAGAUUGACAAACUGAAAUUGGAUCUAGGUGCGGAAACUGCCGGCAAACGAGACAUUCAGGAGGAAUUAGCGGCGUUGAAGAGCGAGAUGAAGAAUCUGAUCGCGAAAAUCGAUGAGCUGAAGGCGCUGAAUCAUCAGCUGAAGGAAGAGAAGGACGCGCUUAGGGGUGAGCUGUCGACACGGAGCGAGCAAUCGUCGAGCUUAGAAGCCGCGAAUGUCGAGAUGAAGAGCGAGAUCGACGAUUUGGGCCGAAUUAUUUCUGACUUGCAGUCGCAAGUGCCCAAGCUCGAGGAAAUUGUCGAGCAUUGGAAGCAGGAGAAUUACAAGCUCCAGACGGAAGUAGAUAAGUCACAUGCCGAGAAUGAGAGGAUAAAGGAGGCCUUAAAUAGCUGCCAGGUCGAGCGACAAGCAUUAGAGAAAGAGAUGGCUAAUCUUAGAAAUGAGAAGAUCAAGCUGGAGGGAGAGCUGGCAGAGCUCAAAAAUCAGCUGCGGGAGAAUUUUGAUGCGCUUAAACUGGCGAAUGACAAGCUGAACAAGGAGGCGGAGGACUUGAGGGCGGCAUCGAUCGACGCGCGGAACACGACCAACAGUUUGCGAGAUCAAGCGGCCGCGUUGCUGGACGAGAAGGAAGCGCUUCUGAGUGAGUUACACGCUUUACGAGCGGAAGUGAGUGGGUUAACUAAAGAAAUUGCGCCGGGCGAGGCCGCGAGGGAGGCUGCCGAGAGGCAAGCGGACGUUCUGAGCGGCGAAUUAAGGGCGCUAAAAGCGGAGCUGGAUAAGACGCGUGCGGAAAACGAGACUUUGAAGCAGCAGCUGAACGACGCGAAUGAACGCGGCGCCGCCGCAGAGAGCGAGGCGGCCGCCUUGAGAAUCGAGCGCGGCAGAAUGGCGACGGAACUCGACAGCAUGGGGUCCGAUUUAGCCGCGGCGAAGAAUGACCUUGACAAGUCGACGAAUCAGAACAGCAUGCUGCAGGGAGAGAUCGAGGAGCUGAGGAAGACACGCGGGGACGCUGAAGCGAAGAUCAAGUUCCUGGAGAACGAGAACGAGAAGCUCGGCAAGGAGAGGGACGACUUGACAGUCCGAGCUGCCGAGGCUGCGAGGAAUGCCGAUGACGUACGGGCGCGACUCGAUGACGCGAUGGAGGCUCUGAAGAAAACAGGCGGGGACGCCGCUUUCGUGGAGUGGAACGCUCUGAAGGAGACACUGGCUCAUUUGCGAGACGAUUUGACUGUAUGCCGAGCGGAUAACGAACGACUAACGGCCGAGUUGGCCGCCUCGGAGAGCGUAGCGUUGGAGUUACGAGCGGAUCUGGAGAGAGUCACGGCCGAGAGUGAUCUACGGAAGGGCGAAAUCGCUCGAUUGAAAUUGGAGAACGAUAAAUUGAGCGAGGAACGUGACACGUUAAGGGACGAAUAUAGAGCCGAUUUGGACAAGAGGAAAGAUGAGCAGCCGGGGGGAUUAAUCAAAGCGGCGGUUGCGGACGGCGCGCCUGAGGCGGAUGAAUGCGGCGACUUCGUUAAGGCGAAUGAAUCACUGAGGAAACAGAUUGAAAGGCAAUAUGACGCCGUGCAACGUAUACGUGAUUACAUACGCUUCGCGGAUACCGACGGGCAAACAUCGACGAAGCCCGCACUGGCGACGACGUUGGACGACGAGCUCGGCGAGAUCGACCGCUGGACCGCGCCAUCCAUCGUGGAGUUAUUAAAAGAAUCGCGCAGACUGUCCGAGUGUAUCCACUCGGCGGAGACGGAGAUACGAUGCGUCGACAAACUACUGGGGCUGCUCGACGAGUGCCGAACGGACAAGGAGAAUUACGCGAGGCAAUUAUCGGAGCUCGGCAUGGAAGUUACCAAGGCCGCAGGUGCGGAUAAUGGCGAUGAGCUUGCAGCUUUUGACCCUGAAUCUUGGCUAAAGUCCCUGACGCUCACGCAACUGGCCGAGCUGCACGACAAGAUCUGUCUAUUGACUUCGGGCAUGGUGCAAGAGGACGACGUUCCUGCGGCCCACGAUCGACCAGCGAUUAAUUGGGACCACGGUGAUCCGCUGAAGGCGGAUUACGACGCUUUAAACCGGCGGAUCGCCGCCUUGCAGAAGCAAAUAGCCGAGAAGCAGAUUGAAGCGGGGUGGAAGCUGAGGGAAUUAAGACAGGCUCUUCGUCUCGAGCAGGCAAACUUCAUUCAAAUCUUCGACCGGAUGAAUCUCGAAAGAAAGCGCAACCUGGCUCUCCAUCUUAACAUGGAUCGUGCAACGUAG
Molecule: messenger RNA, 5352 nt
Organism: Harpegnathos saltator (Jerdon's jumping ant)
Lineage: Eukaryota; Metazoa; Arthropoda; Insecta; Hymenoptera; Formicidae
Product: myosin-4
Exons: 12
Coding region: 1-5352 (1783 amino acids)
Source: RefSeq, a predicted model, not a curated record